AACGUAUACAAUUCAUAUACAUAUACACUACCAUUUAUUAUAUUUUAACUUUUAAGUAUAAUUAAUUUUCAUUAUUUUUAGCUCAUGGUAUAUUGGACAAAUUAUGUGGAGAAAAUAGACAGCCUCAUAUGCAAAGCAUUAAUUCUUAACUGUCAAUGUUCAUUAGAAAAUAUUUUAGAACUAAGUGUCGGUGAUGGUUCAGGUCCAACGCCAGUAAUACUUAUUCACGUGAGCUUAAAAGAUAAUAAGAUUAAAUAUGAAGCUAGUCUAUUAGAGAUUCUAUCGUUCUCGGCAAACUUUUUAACAGAUUUAUUAAUGGCUAUUAAAUUAUUGCCAAGAUUAAAUCAUAUAUUCCAACUAUCGAGAAAUAAUUGGAUUCCGUAUGAAGAUGAAAUUUCUAAAGAUUGGCUUUGUAUCAAACUCCAGGGAAAAUAUAACAUAGCUACUAUAAAUGCUUUAAGACGAUUAAGACGUUAUAUGUACGAGUACUUAGUAUUUAAAGACAUAUGGUCAAUGGAUAAGAAAUUAUUUUUUGAAAAAUAUAGAACCUUCAAUUCAUCAGCGACACAUUUUAAUCAGGAUAUGACUCAAUAUUCGAUUUAUAAACGUAAGAUAUCUCGCAUUAAACCAGUUGCCCAAGUCUCUCAUUUUCUAGUACAAACCAACAUGUUAAAAGAUGACAUUAUUAGACAUUGUGAUGAGUGGAAGGAUAAUUUUUCGAAUCUUCUUCUUGAAAUGACGACCAAUCUCAUAGAAGGAUUUUAUCAAUAUACGAAAAUUAACAGCCUUCAGUAUAAUAUAUUGAAAUAAUAAUCCGUAAUAGUGAAAUUU
Acyrthosiphon pisum (pea aphid) is the source of this 831-nucleotide messenger RNA. RefSeq names its product dynein heavy chain 2, axonemal-like. Gene Ontology annotation, biological process: microtubule-based movement. Gene Ontology annotation, molecular function: dynein light intermediate chain binding; dynein intermediate chain binding. Bases 85 to 810 code for a protein of 241 amino acids. Gene Ontology annotation, cellular component: dynein complex. The transcript has 4 exons. NCBI's taxonomy places the organism in Eukaryota, Metazoa, Arthropoda, Insecta, Hemiptera, Aphididae. The record is from RefSeq and is a predicted model, not a curated record.